AUGGUGCGCAGAAUGUUUCUACCCUUUUACUCAAAGGACCGAGGACCCCCACGAAUCCGCAUGCAGGUAAUGGGCACUAAAGGAAGGCGCUUCUACAAGAUCGUGGCUGCCAAUCAGAGGGAUCCGCGAGAUGGGAAGCAUAUGGAGGUCCUAGGCAGCUACGUGCCCAUUCCCGGCUCCUCCACCUCUUCAGUCGCCGAGCUGCGCCUUCGCUUCUCGCGGGUCAAGUUUUGGUUGGCAGCAAAUGCCUCAAUGUCUUUGUCUAUUUCUCGGCUGCUCGGCAGCGCCGGCCUUAUUCCCCUCCCCCCUCCCCUCUUUGGCUGGAGGUGCAGGGGCAGGUACCAUGAGCUGCUGCAGCAGCAGCAGCAACAACAGCUGCUCAGAGAGAGCGAGCUGCGGAAUUUCUUUAAGUUGCCGAGUCCAAUCAGCACGCAACUGGUGGAGAGAGAAACUGAAAAACCCAAAAAAGAAAACGUUCGAAAAAUUGUUCGAUAA
Molecule: messenger RNA, 495 nt
Organism: Eimeria necatrix
Lineage: Eukaryota; Apicomplexa; Conoidasida; Eucoccidiorida; Eimeriidae
Product: ribosomal protein S16, putative
Exons: 4
Coding region: 1-495 (164 amino acids)
Biological process (GO): mitochondrial translation
Cellular component (GO): ribosome; small ribosomal subunit
Molecular function (GO): structural constituent of ribosome
Source: RefSeq, a predicted model, not a curated record